GAGGAUUGCUAUGGCAACAGGUUGCCAGUAGCGACGGGGUACCACUACAUCCCUGCCUGUGUGUCUGCGGGGAUGAGCGGCGCGUGAGAACGAGAAGGAGGAAAGAAAAAAAACAGAAGACAAGGCAGCAGCAGAGAGGGUGAGGUCUGCUCGGCUCAGUCCGCAAAGACAGAAGAAAUAAGCUGUGCGGAGGCUUUUGUCUGUCAUGAAGUGAGGAGCCCUGCGGUCUGAGAGGACGCCCCUGCUCGCUGCUCGUUUUGUUGUUUCGGUCAGAAAGCCAGAGUCGUCUCAUCCACCGGAAUGGAGAGCUGCCGCUGACGGAGAUUCCCGAGCUCCCCCCCUGAUAACAACAGGUCUUAUCGGCUGCGCCCAUCUUCACCUCAAAUCUUUCAGCAACCGACAAAGAGCUGGAGCCGAGACGAUCAAGCAUGGAUGUGCCCAGGAUGGCCGAGGGCCUCUUCAGCAGCACGCUGUCCUCGUCAGGCGGCGGCCAUCACGUGCCUUCCUACCUGACGCUGGAGCAGAAGGCCGCCUUCGUCUUCGUGCUGCUGCUCUUCAUCUUCCUGGCCCUGCUCAUCGUGCGCUGUUUCCGCAUCCUGCUGGACCCGUACCGCAGCAUGCCCUCGUCCAACUGGACUGACCACACCGAGAAGGACACGUUCGAUUACCGCAUCGUCUGAGGAAAUUGGGCAAAUUAGAAAAAUUAAAUAAAAUAGACUGAUUUCAUGCCUAAAGAGCACUUUGGCCCCUGAAAACAAAUGACUGCUCAUUCACCAGGAAAACAGCUUUCAGGAAAUCUCUCUGAAAGUUCAGACUGAAAAGUAUUUAGACGGCAGGUCGUCGUCGAAAAUGAGCGCCAAACCAGAGUUCAACAGCUUCUCCCUGCCACAUCAGAAAUUCUCAACUAUAACAAGACGACUAGAACUAUGCUAUGAAGAUUAAUCGAUCAAACCACCGUGACCCUCAGUCCGAGCGAUGCACCAGAGCCACUUAAGGUUCACCCAUUAACUCCUUCCCCUGCCAUCAGCUCUCCUCCGGACUACCUCGUUCCUCCUCCAUCUCAUGUGUGGAAAUAACUUUUCUCACAUCUCACACAGGGUCGAAAUAUCCUUUUGAGAUCCAAACCAGUUGGAUGAUAACAGUGUUUACAUCUUAUCAUGUUUACGUCCUUAGAUUUUUAUUGAUAAUGUAGACAAUCAGUGUUUAAAAUAGUUAAAGGAGAAAAAAUAUUUGAAGCGAAAACAGUUGAGGUCUUUUUUUGUUUGUUUUUAAGCAUAUUUUGUCUUAAGUUGUGGACAGACGCGAGAGGUCCAGAAGACUUUAUACGACUGAUGCGAUUCAGGCGAAGAGGAGUUUCAUGCCUUAUGUCUUUGUAAGAUAUUGUGCGGUGGUUGUUACCUUCGACGUAUUUAGGUAAGACCAUUAAAAAGACUGGUAUCGAGGUCAUAAAAGCAGGUUAAAUAAUCACAUUGAAAGAAACUGUGGUGGAAAAGUUCUCCCUUUAAUGUUUCGGAACGGGUUCAGACAGAUCGAUGCCAGCAGCGAGUAACUGUAACUGUUCUGUGUGUGCGAUAUAAAACUAUUUGUCCUUUCAGUCACAUGGAAGGGACCGCCGGUGUCCACGUCUUUAGAUGUCAGCAACCAAAAGAGGUAUUGAAGAAGAAUAAAAACGUUUACUGUGCUGUACCGUGUGCCUAAUUUGAAAAAAAAUAAUACUAAAGUUUAAAUUGAUGUUUUAGGAAAGAAAGAAAAUGGGUUCAUAUUUUUGUCUUUAAAUGUAGUUUUUUUUUUCCCUUGUGUGUGUGUGUGUGUAGUAUGCCCAUUUAAAGAAAACUUAAACAGCAUUUUACUGCCUGCAGUUGGUAUAUUGACAGUUGGUAUGCCAGAUCUGCAGAGAGUUGAUGAUGAAGAUGACGUUGCAUUUUCACAUCAAACCCUUUACUGAACUGAUGUUGUGGCUCUUUUGUUGGGCAACUUUUCAACUGUGCGCCUUAUAGUGUAGAUUGUUUACAGUAUCGUAGGUAGCAGAGACACUGGGAAUCCCUGAUUUCGCCGAUGCGACGGUGUCUUUGCACUUCACGGAGAUGUCAUAUAACUCGCUGAAAAGUUAAGAAAAAAGAAAAGAAAAAAAAAACCUUCCCUGAUCUCUUUCCUGCCCGGACAGGAAGUGAACUGUGACCCUUUCGAUGACGUGAUGUUCUUGUGAUCUGCUGUGGCCUUCUCCUUACCUAUCGCAGAUGUUGCGAUGUUGUGCUGAGGUGAUGUGUUUCGUUUUUUUGUUUGUUUGUUUGUUUGUUUGUUUGUUCCCCCCCGCAUGUAUUUCUUGCAGAGUAUCCUCUCCGUGCAUGAUAAAUGGUGAAGUGCUUCAAUCCUGAUGUUGUAGCUGUGGGUCAAGUUGCUCAAGCAGCUAUUUCCUGUCUCUACUGGAGCCUUUUCUUUUGUUUUUAUCUGUUUUCCGCCCGGAGCCGCUGUUUCUUUUUGUAAUAAAAAAUGAUCACAGUGCACAAA
Seriola aureovittata is the source of this 2508-nucleotide messenger RNA. Its product is annotated as cortexin-3. Bases 429 to 680 code for a protein of 83 amino acids. NCBI's taxonomy places the organism in Eukaryota, Metazoa, Chordata, Actinopteri, Carangiformes, Carangidae. The record is from RefSeq and is a predicted model, not a curated record. The transcript is spliced from 2 exons.